Linum trigynum is the source of this 4005-nucleotide messenger RNA. The record is from the annotation of a GenBank genome assembly. Lineage: Eukaryota; Viridiplantae; Streptophyta; Magnoliopsida; Malpighiales; Linaceae.
AACAAUUAAGACGAUCUAAAUCUAACUUUUGCUCUUCUAUAGACGGGACAAGUGGGCAUCCACCCAAUGGAUUUCAAAACCCAAACGAAUAGUCACAAAGAAAGUAUGAACACGAGGCCCAUAAUGUCACGAUUAUAGAUCGUCACUCAUCAGCCGAAAUAAGCUAAAUUUAUUUAAAACUAGAAUGGAAGCCCGCGUUUCGCGCCGGGAUUUACGAUUGUUUGUAGAUCACCUAGGUUCGGGUCUCAUUGGAAUUAAAAAAAAAUCCAAUUAAAUAUACCCUUUCUACCAACUUGACAAAUUUCUCGGGGAAUUUUUUUUUAGUAAAGUGCAGUUUUAUUUAGUUUGAAGGGUAUGCUAUCAUCGAACGACCGAUAGUGUACCAAUGUGAUACGAUCAAGCUGUAACAAACAAUUUCGCAGGCAAUAAGCAUUUGAAGCAACAAUUUUUAAUAAUUAAUUUAAUCCGUACAACAAAUUUUAAUCAUCCUCGCAGUACACCUUUUUAUUUUAGGAAUCCAAACUCAUGUUCAUUCUAUCUUACAAACCCGACACUACAAAUUCACUAGUUUUACUUGUCCACCGACAGAUUAUAGAUAACUUUGUGACACACAUUAACCUUGCAUUAUGUAAACAACUAUAUAUUUGACAUAAAAUCGUAUCUCUAGUUGUUUAUUUUGAGAAUUGAAUUCUCCACCCUCAAGCAAAAAUCCGUCGACAAACUACGAAAAUCCAUUGUGAUUAUUUAAAUAUUAAUAAAAUAUAUUUUAUAUUUUUAUUUUUACUUCGGACCCACCUUAAUUAAAAUCUUGGCUACGUCACUGAUGACAUAUGGAGUUGUAGCUGCGGCAGUCUAGGAGCGAGGUGGUGAGGCGAAGUCGGCGACGCGAUAAGAUUGAAGGAGAGGCAGGUCGGAGAUGGAGUAAAUUAGGGUUGACGGCGCGAGAAGAGAGAUGAGAAGAGUGUGGUGGUUCGAGGUUGGCUUGCGGACGACUGAUGCAGAGUAAGGUGAGAGCCGAGAGGGGAGAGGGUUGUAGACUAAAGAGUUAGGCUUUUGGUUGGGCUUAGUGAUUUAGGGUUUCGUUUGGGCUUAGGGAGUUAGGGAGUUUCAUUUGGGCUUAAGAGAGUUGGAAGGAACAAGGAUGAGUUUUGGGCUUAUGUAAUAUAUUUUAGUUUUUUGACCGGGAAUUUAGAAUCUCGAUUCGAUUGAAAGAACUCUGAUUUUCAAACUAUUUGUAUUUCACUUCCAAAUUCUGAACCGAAUAGCAGUAUUUCAAUUUUUAUGGUUUAGUUCGAUUUCGGUUCCGAUUUACUAAAUUUAUGCCCACCCAUAGUGAAACCGAUCCUAUUGAGAAAGAGCAGCAACAAAAAAAAAAAAAAAGGAGUAAUAGCGAAACUUGCUGGAAUGCACCAUGGCUGACGUGGAGGCCCGCUUUUUCCAAACGCUUUUAAUAUUUUGUAAGAAAGACUAAUUAACCGUUACAAUGAUUCUCUUGAUAGCCCAUGGCCCAUAACCCACCAUCAUGUGGCUCCAAAGCCCAUAUCCGAGAGCCCGCGCCAACUUCCUUCACACAUAUAAACAGAAACCCUAAUCUCAACUUCCAUCGUGACCACCAGCAGCACUUUCCUCUUCAAUCCCUCUACCGGCGGCCGAAGAUCCAAAGCUAGGGUAAGCUCUCUUCUCCUCCCUCGUCGGCGGCGAAAAUGGGUCGUGUUCGCACCAAGACCGUAAAGAAGUCCUCCCGCCAGGUGAUCGAGCGCUACUACUCGAAGAUGACGCUCGACUUCCACACCAACAAGAAGAUCCUGGAGGAAGUCGCCAUCAUCCCGUCGAAGCGCCUCCGCAACAAGAUCGCCGGCUUCUCCACCCACCUGAUGAAGCGGAUCCAGAAGGGUCCCGUCCGUGGCAUCUCCCUCAAGCUCCAGGAGGAAGAGCGCGAGCGCCGCAUGGACUUCGUCCCCGAGGAGUCCGCCAUUAAGGUCAACAGCAUUGAGGUAGACAAGGAGACGCUCGAGAUGAUCAGCGCCCUCGGCAUGGCUGAUGUCGGUGGGAUUUCAGUCGUCGACCCUGUUGCUGCCUCCGCUCCGCAGUUUGGGUUUGGCAGAGGCAGGCCGAGGUAUUAAGCGACAAAAGGAAAGGGUUCAGGGGAGGGAAAGUCAGUCAUGGCUUUCUGCUUCUUCUAUCUGCAGUUUCUUAUUUGUGUUUUUGUUCUUUGUUAUAUCAGAAUCUGGAGAAUUUCUGUUUAGUUUAUCUUACUGCCAGAGAAGUUUUGUUAGACCAUGCUACUCUUGUUGAAUUAUUGAGAUGAAUGGAUGGUAGUUUCUGAAAUGGGGUUCUUCCUGGAUAUCGCAUUUGUGCUCUGUUUAGCUGAUAUGCAAGUUUGUCUAUUGUUGCUCUCUAUGUUGUCUAUUGUGGUUGGUGAUUAUUGAUUACUAAAUGCUAGAAGUUUCAGUAAUGAUGGAACUACAUCGAUGAUGGUUUCUGAAAUGGGGUUCUUCCUAGCUAUUUGGAUCUGUGCUUUUAGCUGCUGUGCUAGUGCAAUUUGAUUUGCAGUUGUUGGAUGGAUCGGUAGAGGCGUAUUAGGCUCUAUCAUGUGCAGCAGCAGUAUGGAAUAUGUUAAGAUUGGAGUGGUUGGGGCUUAAUAGUCUCGUUUCAGUGUGUUCCGUUAGUUUCGAUUUCAACAUUUGCUAUUCUUGGGAGUCUUGGUAUAGCUGUAGGGAUGCUACUUUCUGAGUUGAGUGUUGCUUUGCUAACUGUGGAUGUGAAGUUAUUUGGAUGAAGGUUUGUGCAUUGUCGCAGCAUUUUAGUGCAGCACUUGCUUGAAAGGAGGUUUUGUUUGUCAUUCACCGGGGUUGAGCGAGUUUGAGCUUUAGGCUUAGUGUUGAAUCCUUGAUUCUAUCAAGAUGGUGUAGGGGAUGCUUAUCACUUGAGAUUUGGGAUUGGAGCUUAGCAUUUUCGCAAAUGAUUGUGAUUUCAUAAGCUUAGAUGCAUCUGAUUGGACGUUCGCAAUUUGGUGUUAGGGAAUGAAAGUCGAAAUGAAAUGCAGCAGCCUAGGGAUCCAUCCUUUAGUGCACAUUUAUCAGAGUAGGGCUUAAUUAUACUGCAGAAAGAAAUGUAUCGUGUUAGACUUGCAGGUUUCUUGCAUCUUUCAGUGUUGGUAUAUCUGUAUGGAUAUAUCUGAUACAAUAUCAGUACAUGGAGAAAUUUGGUCUGGUCAUCUUUCUAUGAUUAGAAUUGGGUUGGUGCAUCUCGUUUUGUUCAAGGAUUCAUGAGACAGAACUGCUGGUCUCACUGUUCCAUUUUCUAGCUAUUGAACGCAAGAGAUCCAAGCUAAUCAAGCUAUGGACUUAGCUUGACAGGAUGUGACUUAUGAGUGUGAUCGUCAAAGAAUAUGAACAUACUAAUUUAUGGAUUUCUUGACAGUGGUGCAUCAUACCAUACAGUUUGCGUAAUCACAUGACAAAACUAUUGCAUACCUUCAUAACUUGACCAAAAUCAUGGACAGUCAGCGCAAGCCCAUUCUUGUGCUGUAUUAGCUUGAUUUAAUGGCGUUGGGAGUUGAUGCCUGAUGGAGCUAUUGGGGUAAUUGAGGUUAGUAGGGGUUGCUAUGGGUAGGGAUGAGUAUUGAGAUAUCCGUCGUUUCAUCCCACUCGUUUGCUUGUCAUCUCUAAUUAUGGGUAGUGGUGGAUUAGUUUUGAGCUCCAAAUUCACUAAUAAUGUCAGGGGUUAGGCCCCAAUAUGAUCAAAGUAUGUCACAACUAGUAUCCCAAAGGAAAGUAAGGAGAAAAAACAAGUAUAGCGAGUGUCAUAAAAAGCUAGAUAGAAAGAUAGACUAUAAAAUAUGACCUAUCGACAUGCUCUAUCAAAAACAUGUCAACAAUAAGCUAACAAACGUGUAAUUUUCGUCACCAUAACAGAAUAUAAAUGAGUCGACUUAGCACGUGAUGAAGGUUAGUAGAUGAAACUAUUGGUCUCUUUCUAUACAAAUACAAUGUGUUGCUAAUU